This is a messenger RNA of Plenodomus lingam JN3, 3267 nucleotides long. RefSeq lists its product as uncharacterized. Lineage: Eukaryota; Fungi; Ascomycota; Dothideomycetes; Pleosporales; Leptosphaeriaceae. The record is from RefSeq and is a predicted model, not a curated record.
AUGUCCAGCUUCACCACUGCGGAUCGCCGCAAGAAGGUCAUCACAUACGGCAAGAAGUCUCGACCAUCCAUCAUCCCAACACCGCCACCAGACCUAGCGGAGGAGCCGCCUUCACCCAAUCGACCAAGAAAGACGGUCGCGCGGAAGAACGAGGCGUCGCAUGGUGGGGGAGGAGGAGCAUUGAAGCCGGCGAAGGCUGCGGAGAAAAUGCGACCGAGUGUGAAGGAUCAUGAUAUCUUCGACGUCCCUUCAGACGACGAGCUUCCAAGUCGCCCCAUAAGGCAUGCGAAGAAGCCCCGAAUCCCAGAAGCAAAUCGGCAUGUGCCAGCUGCGGACACAGAAGCAUCUACGCGUUCACGGAAACAGCAUCAGAACCACACUCCACAGCAGUUGCCCAAACCUAAGACUACGAAGCCUGAAGCCGCAGAUGCAAAGAUCGUACGCAAAGCCGACCGACCAACGCCGGCAGGAAACCCUACACAAGCACCGAAGAGUACAACUGCUCCAGCGCUACGGCGCGGGCGGACACCCCAACCGGUGCAAGAUGUGGCAACACAAAAGUCUACGAAGCAGCCAGUGGCGGACAGCAAGACAAUAUCGCGCGCUACGACACCAGCAGUUUCUGCGUCCAAACCCAUGACGAAAGCGAGAGGCGUACCUGCCACGACUUUGAAAAAGGCGACGACCAAGACCACCGCGAAGGCGUCGGGCGAUAUGGAUGUGUACGAUAUGCCUUUAUCAGACGAUGAGAUGACUAUACUACCGCGGAAGCCGUUGCGCAUAGGCCGUGUUUCACAACAGAAAAAUGCAACUGGGCAGCAGCAGACUUCAAAAGAGAGAGCUCCAAAGCACUCUGCGGAGUCUGAUGACUCCAAUAUAUCGAAAAAACGGAAGCGACGAGGGUCAGUCUCCGCUGUAAACACGGGCAGAGCACAGGUCAGUUCUGAACUCGAUCUGUCCGCCCCUCAACGUAGUCGCAAACUCCAGAGGAAAGAAGAUGGCAUAUCUCCACGGCAUGAAGACAACAUGGAAUCGAGCAUGGUGCCCUCACAACCACGGGCUCCACCUACAGUACCGGCCAUUAAUAAGCCGAGGAGGACACGUCAGCUUACCGUCCCUGUAUUCUCCCGACGAAAGAUGAGUACGGGUCAGUCAUCGCCAGCUAAAUUGAGCAAUAUGCUGCAUGGUUCAACAGCAAAAUCUCCCUCAAUACUUGAAGCACCACACUCUCCCAGAACAGAGGAUGAAACGAUGUAUGAAAUCCCCAAUCCACUUACUACUCCGAUUCCUUCAAAAUCUACAGUCUCAGGCUCCGUCACUCCACGUCAAAAGGCCCUGUUCAGUAGCCUUCUAGGCGAUCAACCCUCGCGAACACCCAUGCCGAGCCUUGCGUCCUUGACAUUAACGGAUCAAAAACCGAGGACUCUACUCGGCGCUCUAUCAAGAUCGAAAUCGGACAUGACUCAUAGCGCGCAAGCACGAAAGAUGCGGCUUAUCGAUACUCUGAAGGACGAAAACGCGAGUUCCGAAGACGAUGAAGAGAUGGGCUCAAGCGACGACCAGAGCGAAGCAUCGAGCGAGCAGAGUCUUGGCGAGGGGUCUGCCAGCUUGCGCCGGCUUGGUGCACGGAUAGAUCAGUCGGCAGAGCCCCAAUUUUCAGCCGAUGUCCAUCUUGAGGAUAUGGAUGUAGAACUGGAGCGAGCAGUCGAGUCACAAACAUCGCAAACGACGUCUUUCGGCACCCGUGCGAAGUUGACAUAUGCAAAAUCAAGAUCAUAUCUUGAAGAAGCCAACCCUGAGGACGCACUUCUGAUUUUGGACGAUGAUCUUGAUUUCGACACACAAACCAAAGAUGGCCUUUCAGGUGAUGAUGAAGGUCCUGCAAGCCAAGUCCAAGCGACUCAUGUACUCAAGAAGAAAGGGCAGCAGAAUACUUUCAACGACGAUGUACGGAUGUACAUUGAUGAUCUUCCAAUCAGCAGUGGCAACACGGUCAGGCGAAGCGCCAUCUUGGAGCUCUGUUCCAGAAUGGAAGACGAAGCGUUCAGCAACCAGCUAUUGGACUCUACACUGGCACGCUCGUUUUUUGAAAACAUUAAUUCCAACGGCGAGGUUAUAUUUGAUGUUGUUACCGCUGUCGUCGUGACAUUGAUACUCCAAGCAAGCCCUACCAGUGUCGUCUUGGAUCAGAUCUACCGGGCCGGCGUCGUGUCUAGCCUGGUUAGUCUUGCAACUAACGAUGUUGAGAUCAUGCGCCUUGCAAAGAACCGCAAGACGAACCUGUCCCUAAUAGCGGUGGAGUCUGUUAAACAGUUUCACUGCCGACUAUCAACGUCCUCGGUAUGGUCAGAGCACGGCCUGGACAGAUUCACGCCGCAAGUCUUGGCUUUGAAAGCGUUGGAGUCACUUGUGGUUGGCUUGAGACGCUCUGGUAGCGCCGAAUGUCCUCUGGACCAGGAUCAGGUCCUGAUCCUUAUUGAAGUCGCCUCAAAAACGUGCGCGCGCAUUGAAGAUGGCAAAGUGAGCGUACAUGAUUCUCAAGUCCUCUACUUGGUUGUUUCGAUCCUAGAAUCAGUCUCUGGCGCACGACAGAAGCCGGUGCUAUGGUCAGGGAAGAUACUGGGGCGCUUGGCAGAAGUCAUGCCUGUUGUAUUUGGACUCGAAGAUGCGUCUUCGACCAUGCUCACAGUGAAGCUGUGUAUGAACCUCACCAACAACAAGCCCAAAGCUUGCUUGCCAUUUUCCGGAGAGAAGUUUGUCCAGCCUCUGGUGUCAGGUGUCACACGAAACUUUGCACGCUUGCGCUCUGAGCUCAGUCAGGAGGAACGAACGACUGUGCUUGAGAUGUUGAUUCUGAGCUUGGGCGCUCUGAUUAAUCUUGCAGAGUUCAGCGACCAAGCGAGAUUAAGUGUCGACGAUGGUCAGCAAAUGAUCAGCACCCUUGUGCGGAUUUUCGUCGAAGGCUCUGAACGCGCUGCGCAGGCGCAAUCUAUGGAAGAAUCCCAAUCGAAUGUGCCCGUCGGCUAUCUUACUGUUCUGCUCGGGAAUCUUUGUCUCAACGACAGUACGAGGUCGAAGGUUUGCGCCCAACUGCCGGAUCAACGACUGGGUGUAUUGAUUACGAAGAUCCGGGAGUUUGUGCAGUAUCACGAGCACGUUGAUGGUAAGACUGAGCAGUACGAAGGCGCCGAGGGCCGUGAGACUUGGCAGAAUUACACGGCACGACUGAUGCUUGUGGUGGAGAAGCUAGAAAGAACGGAGAGGUGA